Messenger RNA from Aspergillus ruber CBS 135680, 1956 nucleotides. RefSeq names its product putative MFS monosaccharide transporter (Hxt8) (gene hxt8). Gene Ontology annotation, biological process: transmembrane transport; carbohydrate transport. The transcript is spliced from 12 exons. Gene Ontology annotation, cellular component: membrane. NCBI's taxonomy places the organism in Eukaryota, Fungi, Ascomycota, Eurotiomycetes, Eurotiales, Aspergillaceae. The coding region runs from base 1 to 1482 and encodes 493 amino acids. The record is from RefSeq and is a predicted model, not a curated record. Gene Ontology annotation, molecular function: carbohydrate:proton symporter activity.
AUGGCUAUGUGGUACGCAUUUGGCGUUGCGCUGUUUGCCGCUAUCGGCACUUUUCUAUUCGGCUUUGAUACUGGCAUUGCGACAACUACGAUUGCUCAUCAAAGCUGGAUUGAUUAUAUGAACAAUCCCUCCGAUGGACUCACCGGUGCUGUUGUCGCUGUCUACAUCGCCGGCGAAGCAGUUGGCGCCUUCACGCAAACCUUCAUCGGUGAUAGACUUGGUCGUCUCCGGUUCAUGGAGAUGAUGUGUGUUGUUGUCACGAUUGGAACGGUUAUUCAGACUGCAUCUGUUAACAUUGGAAUGUUCCUUGCGGGUCGAGUACUCGCUGGAUAUGCUGUUGGUGGCCUAGUCGGCACAGUACCAAUCUACCUCAGCGAAAUAUCCGAUCCCCGCUACCGCGGCCUAAUCGGAGGAAUCUCAGGCUGCGGCAUCUCCUUCGGAACAAUGGCCUCGAACUGGGUAGGUUACGCCUGUAGCUACGCACCCUACGGCCCUGUACAGUGGCGUCUUCCUCUCGGUAUACAGAUACCUUGGGGAAUCAUCAUGUUCAUUGGAUUGAUUACCUUCAUGCCAAAUUCUCCACGCCAAUUGAUUCGAAGCGGAAAGAUCGAGGAUGCACGCAGGGAGUUUGGUCAGAUUCGACGGGAUUUGCAUUCUCAUGAAGUGCAGGAGGAGUUUAGACUUAUGAAGAUGCAAAUUGAGUAUGAAAUGGAGAGGGAGAUUACUUCUUAUAGGGAGAUCUUCAAGCUUUUUCGGCGUCGGGUUUUGGUGUCUAUUGCUGUUCAGACUAUGACGAGUCUUACUGGUGUGAAUGUGAUCCAGUACUACCAAACCAUCCUCUACAAAUCUCUAGGCAUAGACUCCCAUACCAUCCUUGCCCUAGCCGCAGUAUACGGCACCGUAGCCCUCAUCGUCAACUGCCUCACAACCAAAUACCUAACCGAUCAAUGGGGUCGUCGAAAGAUGCUCCUCUCCGGCUUAGCAGGAGUCAUCCUCGUCGAGAUCUAUGCGGCCGUCAUGCAACGAGAAUUCCAGAACACCGAUAAUCGAAUCGGGAAGGGUUUUGCUAUUCUGGGAAUUUAUCUGUUUGUCGUGGCAUACUAUGGUAUGCUAAACAGUACAACCUGGUUAUACGGCGCUGAGGUCCUACCAAUUGCUCUCCGGAGUAAGAUCAUGGGACUAGCGGCUGCGUCUCAUUUUAUUGUUAAUGUUGCAGUCACCGAAGCAGGCCCAAGCGCAUUCGCCAACAUCCACGAGAACUACUACUAUGUUUUUGUCGCAUGUACGCUUUCCUUCUUGGUUAUUGCAUAUUUCUACUUCCCUGAGACGAAACAGAAGACGCUGGAAGAAAUUGCAUCCGCAUUCGGUGAUAAAGUCAUUUUACCAGACGAAAGGAGUAAAGAUGGAGAUGGGAAUGAAGAUGGAGAUGGAAAGACUGAUUCACAGCAUGUGGAAACUGUAUCUGUAAGACAGAGCGGUUGAUUGAUCCAUUGGAUCUGUUGGGAGGCAUACACAGUGAGCGAUGCUUACUAGAUCAAGAACUGGAUAAUGAUUUGCUUUUGGUUUAUCGGCUCAAUUAAUAUUAUAUAUAUCUGCUAUCAUUCAGCUCACUCAUUCAGCCUCUUCGCAGAAACACUUCUAUACACCCAAUGGAGAGAGCUGUUCCCGACAGCACGAUGUUCUGUUGUUCCAGCCAAAAAAAAAAUCACCCUAGUACACCCCAAAACACCAUACCUAAUACCAAAAUCCCCACAAAUUAACCAUGCUGCAUCCCAAACCCCUCCGCCGAUAAAAACCCCCAUCCAUCCCACGGGAUCGCAGCCGGACUAACCCAGUUCUGUGGACUCAUCUGCGCGAAGAACGGAUCCAUGAGAGAUCCAUCUAUCAUUGCUGCGGGGGUGGAGUGGUGUUGGCUGUAUGGUGUGUUUAUGCUGGUGUGAGCAGCAGGGGAGGAGU